Messenger RNA from Salvelinus sp. IW2-2015, 2264 nucleotides. Its product is annotated as BTB/POZ domain-containing protein 6-B-like. Lineage: Eukaryota; Metazoa; Chordata; Actinopteri; Salmoniformes; Salmonidae. Gene Ontology annotation, biological process: neurogenesis. The record is from RefSeq and is a predicted model, not a curated record. Gene Ontology annotation, cellular component: cytosol. Gene Ontology annotation, molecular function: protein binding.
CCGAGAGGAUUACACCAAAAAUAAAAAAAUAGACAGCAACUAAAACUCUCGACCCGACAAAUGACCAUUCACAUCGUAUCCAGACUGCAGCUAAGGAGUAACCCACGCCUUGUCCUAGUUGAUAAGUAGCUUUUGGAGAAAAACAUCUGCCAGUAUUUGCUCAGGAAAACAGCGGACUCUAAGCGAGCAACGAUUAUAUGGAUUUACCAUCUGCUCGAAAAGCGAAAACAUAAUACGUUUUGGGGAGACAAUUCAGCGGCAACAAGAGGAUGAAAUGAGAAAGAGAAAAAAAGUAUUCAGCUUGAAGUUGGAAUACAACCCAAUUGGACGGAUAUUGUUUAUGUUGCUCUUACAAUUGAUUCGGGAAACACUGAAAAAGUCUAAAAAGACUGGGAAACACACAAACAGGUUACCAGUAUGCUAUGAGAUUCUAACCCUGUCCCUGAAGAAGAAGAUGGCUGCAGAACUGUACCCUGCGACCACCAAUCUAACCAACAACGUUACUACGGUGACCGCCAGUGACAAGAAAAGCGAUGUGCAGGUCACUCAGUCAACAACCACUGCAACAACACCGACCACCCAGCAAAACAUAAACAACAACAACGUCGAUCCUCCCAGCUGGCAGUCCUCUCACCCCACGCUACGGGAGAGGAAUGCCUUGAUGUUCAACAAUGAACUCAUGGCCGAUAUACAUUUCAUUGUUGGUCCCCCUGGUGAAUCUCAGAAAGUACCAGUGCACAAGUAUGUGUUGGCAGUGGGUAGCUCCGUCUUCUGUGCCAUGUUUUACGGGGAUCUUGCAGAGGAGGAGUCCGAAAUCCAUAUCCCAGACGUGGAACCUGCUGCUUUUCUAAUUCUGCUGAAUUACAUGUACAGUGAUGCGAUAGACCUGGAGGCGGACACCGUGCUGGCUACCCUGUACGCUGCCAAGAAGUACAUUGUACCAGCCCUGGCCAAGGCCUGCGUCACCUUCCUGGAGACCAGCCUGGAGGCCAAGAACGCCUGUGUGCUGCUGUCCCAGAGCCGUCUGUUUGAGGAGCCUGAGCUGACACAGCGCUGCUGGGAGGUGAUUGACGCCCAGGCCGAGCUGGCCCUGGGCGCAGAGGGCUUCUGUGAGAUCGACUUGCAGACCCUGAAGAUCAUCCUGCAGAGAGAGACCCUCAACACCAAGGAGGUGGUGGUCUUUGAUGCCGUGAUGAGCUGGGCCACAGCUGAGUGUAAGAGGCAAGGACUGAGGGCAACCACCCACAACAAGAGAUCUGUCCUGGGCAAGGCACUCUACCUGGUGCGCAUCCCCACCAUGACCCUGGAGGAGUUUGCUGAUGGGGCAGCCCAGUCAGACAUCUUGACACUGGAGGAGACACAUGACAUUUUCCUGUGGUACACAGCGGCCACCAAGCCCAAACUGGACUUCCCACUGGCACAGAGGCAGGGCCUGGCGCCCCAGAGGUGCCACCGCUUCCAGUCGUCAGCCUACCGGAGCAACCAGUGGCGCUACAGGGGCCGCUGUGACAGCAUCCAGUUUGCAGUGGACAAGCGGAUCUUUAUCGCUGGACUGGGUCUGUACGGGUCAAGUGGAGGAAAGGCCGAGUACAGUGUCAAGAUUGAACUGAAGCGGCAAGGGGUGACCCUAGCACAGAACCUGACCAAGUUUGUGUCGGACGGAUCAAGCAGUACAUUUUCUGUGUGGUUUGAACACCCAGUUCAAGUGGAGCAGGAUGCCUUUUAUACGGUGAGUGUCGUGCUGGACGGGAAUGAGCUGAGCUAUUUUGGCCAGGAGGGCAUGACGGAGGUGCAGUGUGGAAAAGUGACUUUUCAGUUCCAGUGCUCCUCGGACAGUACCAACGGGACUGGGGUGCAGGGGGGACAGAUCCCUGAGCUGGUGUUCUAUGCAUAAACUGGAUUGGUCAUAAAAGGAGAGGUAGAGAACAUAUAGACUAUACUGUACAUCCAUAUGUUCCAUCCUUAUAAAUAAUGUAGCAUUAAGACACUAGAGUGUCAGACUAAACAAAAUACUAUUUUUAAGUCAAGGAACGUUUUAUCUUAUUUAUAAAAAUUAAAAAAAUGUUAUUUGUAUUAUUUUAAUUAACGCUGCAAAAAGCAGUCCCUUGUAAAAAGUCAUAUUGCACUUGUGGACAGUCUGCAAUGUUGUUUUGUACAUAGAACACAGUUAAAUGGUUUGCAGCUUGAUGCUGAUCAACCAUGAUGUUCCUGUUUGAGAGCUUACGAACCUGCAGAAAAUCAUAAAAAUGUUGUGAGAUAAGCCA